AUGAUUAAUGGGAAUUAGGAAAUUAGAAAGGAGUCACUUAAUUUAUUAGAUUCGCCAUAGGCAGAUAUCAGAACAUAGAAGUAAAGUGUAUCAAGCGUGGAGUAUACUCCUUCAAAAUAAGAUAGAGAAAAAAAGAUGCAAAAUAUGAUAUAGUAAUUAAAUGGAGAGAAUAUCAAAAUUAAAAGUGACGAUUUAAAUAAUAGCCAAAGCUAGGAUUCUCAUAAAAAUACGCCAAGUUAGCAUCCAGAUGAAGCAAAUAGCAAUAAACAAUAGACAUAUACAAUUAAAAUUAAUGACAUAGAAGAUAGCUAAAACGGUAGAUUAUAAUCAAGACUCAAUACUUAUGAUUUAAAAUAGCAGUUUUUUAAGAGUGAAAACUAGUAUCCUUAGCAUUUAUUUGAGAUAAACCCACAUAUAGCAUAAUGGGGCCGCCUUCAGGAUAAUAUAAAAUCUUAAUAUCUAUUUUUAAAAUAAGAAAACGAAAUUAAGAAUUAAAUGAUUGAAGAUUUAAAGCUCUAUUAGCUUAAAAUGAUUAAAAACAAUUUAAAAUACAAAUUCUUGUUGAAGGAGAGGUCAAGAUAUAGCAUGGUAUACGAUAAAUUUUAGGAUAUAAGACCAAAGAUGAAAAUUAACAUUUAAAAUUUUGAUACAAAUGAGAAGAGCUUAGUUGAUACAAUUAAUAAAAAUUAGGAUUUGCUAAAGUCAAUGAUGUUAAAAAUAGCUUAAAAUCCUCUUCUAUUGGCAUAUAUUAUUGAAUAAAAUAACUAAUAUGAUAACAACUUAGAUUAAUUUUUAGAUGAUGUGAAUUCACUGUUCUAUGAAAGAGUUCUUGUUGAUAACUAAUACCACAAUCCAAUCUAUAUUUUACAAGCAUAUUUAAUUGAUAGAGAAUUAUCAAAAGCAUAGUCACCUGAUGAAGCAUUUAAAAUAAGCAACUUAUCUAUUAAAACAAUUUAUGCGUUUUCUAAAAACAUAAACUGCGUUGUUUUUUUAGAAAAAAUAUUAUACAAACCUUUAAAGCAGAUUUUAGGUCAUUCUUAUCUGCUAGAAGUAAACUUGAUUAAACUAUAUGAUUAGUUGAAAAAAUCUCCUAGAAAUAGAAGAGAUGCUAUGAAUAUAUCUAAUAGACCUUCAAUUAACAUAUAAUUAAGGUAGUAGCAUAAUGAUAGCCCUUACAAUAAAGAAAAAAAUAAUUUUACUGAAUCUUUUAACAGUUUGGAAGCAUCUAGUAAAAGCACAGCUUCAGCGAAUAAUCCUUCGUCAAGUAAAAAUCCUAUAACACAAUUUAAAAAUUUCAUAAAAACAUACUUACCGAUGAAAAAAUAAAAAUCAACUUAAGAACCAAUGAAAAUAAAGUCUAACGAAAUUAGAGAAACUGAUAGAUCGGCAAGUACUUUUGUAUUUUAAAACUCAUUAUCUUCUGAGAGAAAUUCAUCAUAGAACUUUGGUUAUUCAGGCAGAAGAGAGAGAAGACGCAAGCUUAAUUAAAUUAAUGGAAAUGUUAUUUCACAAAGCUAGCUAAAAGAAGCUGAAAAUUUCACAAUAGAAGCUGAAAUCGUUAGUUAUUUAAAAAAGAAUAUUGAAGACAUAGAUCUGUAAAUAGCAUUAGAUGUAUAAUAUUAGGCUAACGUUUCGUUGACUACUCUAUCGUAGCUUGUAAAAAAUUUUAUGAACUAAAUUUUAACAAAUGUAAGAAAUUUUCCAAAGGAAAUUAAUAUUAUGUGCUGUAUUUUGAAAAGAUCUUUAUUGAGACAUUUUCCUCUUAUUAGCACAGAAGAAAUAAAUAUUUAGAUCAGAUAGUUUGUUUUUAACAAAUGGAUAUUUCAGGAUAUUUAACUUAUUAAUCAGCGUAAUAUUAUGACUAAAAAAGAAUAAGAAACAUUAACAAAGAAUUUCCAUCUUGUCAAUCGUAUAGCCCAACAAAUAGUAAAAUAAAUGUUAUUUGAUGAAUAAUAGUAUCCCUUUUUGUCUAAAUUGAAUCAGCUAAUAUUAUCUUAUAAGCCAGAUCUAGAUAAAUUUUAUGAAAUCAUCUCUACUGCAGAAAACACACUUAUAGAUCUAAUUUUAGAUAAAAGUAAUCUCGAAAAUGCUACUUUUACACGCUCUGGCUAGCUAACUUUUUAAAAUACUCAUAAUUCAUCUCAGAAUUCCAAAGGAAUUCCUAUAUUUUAGUUAAAUUAACAAAGCGUGUAAGAUGUAACUUCUUUAGCUUUUUCGUUAGAGGAUUUAAGAAUUAUAACUUUGUUGAUAUCCAAAAUGCCCGAUAAGCUAGAAAAAUUUGAUUCAAGAAAUAUUUUAUUUAAAGAAGCAUAAAAAUUGUAAGAUAAAUUAAAAGAUGUUUUCAAAGAUAAUUUGACAAGCAGAAACAGUUAUUAUUUUAUUUGGGAAGCAGGUACAAAUCAAUCUACUGGUUACAUUGAAAAAUUAUUUUAAAUUGAUUAUGGACUAUCGAAGAAGGAAAAAAAAGAAUUAAAUUAGUAGCAGCUAAAUUUAUUCAAAAUAAAAGAAAUGUUGAUUCUAUUUUUGCUAAGUAUAGAUAGCAUAUUAUAUUUAAUGUAGCUUAAAAGAGGAUAAGAGAUCACUUUGCAACAAAUUUUAGAUGAGUACAAGAUAAAAUAAAUAGAUCACAUAAUAAGUAUCAGAUUAAAUUAACCAAAAGUGUAAAUGGAUAUAUAUUUAGAGUAUCUCUAGCUCUUGCUUCAUGGACUUCCAGAAAAUCUUUAGUAAAACGAGUAUGAAUGCAUUUUAAAAGAUAUCUGUCUAACCCUGGAUAGAAAGUUUUCAUUUUUAACCCAACAAAUAUUGGCAUACAAACAGCUGUACUUGUAAAAAAAAAAUAUUAUAAAAAAUGUAAUUUUAUAUGUCAAAGAACAAUAAGAAUCUAUAAUAAAAAAAAAUAUCAAAUAAAAUGCUUAUUUUUUUAUAAGAAACUCAUACAUAAAUAUAAAAAUAAUAACUACAAAAAUACCAGUAACACCUCAAAACAGGGAACAUAAUUACCUUAAUUUCUAAAUUAUAUAAAAUGAAUAACUUACAGUUAAAGACACAGAGUCAAUAGCUCGUAAAAAGGAGGACAUGUUGGAUGAAUUCAAGAAUGGUUUGUGUCCAGAAGAACCAGCCAUGUGUUUUUCAAUUUAACACUUUAUAAAUUACUUAAUUUACACUCCAGAACUUAUGAAAUGCAUCGAAGACAGAUCUAAUUUAACAAGCUUUAACUAGCUAAUAGGAUAAUAUUUUGAUCUGUUAGAGAAGAAAGUUGAAGAGCUGCCAUUUUAUUAAAAUAUGAAAGAAGAGUGUAAAAAAAUGUUUUUUGAUUUAAUAGAAAAACACAUAGCCAAGAAAAUAUUUAAUGAGUGCAUGCCUUUAUACAAUUCAGAGAAAGAUAAUUAAUUCAUAAUGUAAGCCAAAAAAUAUAGUUAUAUGAGCAUAUAGCAUUAAAACAUAGAAAAAUUUUUUCUCGAAGAAAGUAUGUGGGAGAGUAUUGCUCAUGAUUUGACUAAAAUAAACAAUGUAGAGUCUCAUCUUGAUAAACUUAAUUUAAUUUACGAAUGCUUUAAUAAUAUUACCUAAGUGAUGAACAUGGUCCCCGGAGAAGGGAACGGAGCUGAUGAUUGCUUUCCUAUCUGGGUUUACAUAUUACUAAAAGCAUAAAUAGAUAAAAUAUUUACUAACAUAAACUUCAUUGAAUUAAUGACAAGAAAGAACAAGACGGUAUCAGAUGAAAUUGGUUACGUAUUUGCUUAGUUUUAAUCAGCAGCUAAGUAUAUUUACGAUCUCACUGAAGAGUAGAUCUAUAGUUCUCUGAACAAUCCAGAUGACAUAGAAAAAUUUUCUGAAUACUGUAAAAAUUUUGAAACACUAAAAAAAUAGCAUAGUAGUUAAUUGAUACUACAUAUAUCAUAAUAACAACAGUCAUAAUAAUCUUAAGAUUAGCAUAGUCCUAUAACUAAAUCUAAUCAUUAUUUUUCACCAUAAGUAAGUUUAAAAAAAGACUUGUUUUCAAUAAAUUGA
Tetrahymena thermophila SB210 is the source of this 4011-nucleotide messenger RNA. Its product is annotated as GTPase-activator protein for Ras-like GTPase. The transcript is spliced from 12 exons. The record is from RefSeq and is a predicted model, not a curated record. Gene Ontology annotation, cellular component: cytosol; endocytic vesicle. Gene Ontology annotation, molecular function: small GTPase binding; guanyl-nucleotide exchange factor activity. Lineage: Eukaryota; Ciliophora; Oligohymenophorea; Hymenostomatida; Tetrahymenidae. Gene Ontology annotation, biological process: regulation of GTPase activity; vesicle-mediated transport.